AUGGAUGGAAAUUUAUGGAGAGCAUCUGAUAACGCUGCUAAUAUACAGUAUCCUAGUUGUGAUGUAAACUAUGAAGGAGCAGGUUUGUUGAUUGGUAAAUCACUUCCUGCGCCUGUGAUGUUUGCAGAUGAUAUAUAUUUUCAAAGUUUUUGUUACAAGGAUAGUCCUGCAUAUAUGUCUGGUACAUUGUAUGAUCUUCCUGCCACUUAUUUAGAGUCUGUAAUGACAGAUUGGAAUAUGUUUCUUUCCCUUAAGAAUUCAUGUUCUGGAUCCUUCAGAUUCGGAAUUUUCCCAAUGAUUAUAUCAUUCACAACAAAUUUCAUUAUAACCUUUACUUUGACAGUAUUAAUAUUUCUAUCGAUGAAUGAUAAACCCUAUAUUUAUGCAUCCCGUUUAAUGAAGAUAGGUUCCAUUAUAUCAACAAUUAAUUUAGCAAUAUCACUUACAAAUUUGAUAAAAUUAUUAAAGCAUCAAUAUGAAAAAUAUGGUAUAUUAGGUAAAUUUUAUAUGGUACAAUUUUUUGAAUUAAAUGCUACUUUUGUCACAUUAGAUUUUCUCUCGACAUUUAUAUUGCAAUGUUGCCAAACUUUUAUUCUUAUGAGAAUAUUUGAACGUAAGAAAGAACAAAAAAUUAUUUUCUUCGUGGGGGUCACUCUAGCUGUUGUAUCGAAUUUACUAUGGGCAGUUCCAAGAUAUCAUGAGAUUGCCCAUGGAAUUAGUAUUAAAGAUGAAAAUAAUAAUUGGGAGUUACUGCCACCAUUUGUUUAUAUGUUCAAAAUCAUUAUUGCAGCAUCUUAUGCUUGCCUUAUCAUCAAUUUUAUUAUUACAAAACGUCAUCAAUGUUUUAAGACUGCUCAGUUAACUUUACUGACAAUAUUAACAAUUCUAGUGGUACUUUUGUUACCUGGGUUUUUCAUUGCAGAUUUGGCUAGUUUUUGGAUCUAUGAACUUAGUGAACUUUUUAAUACGACUUGUUACGUUAGUUGUACGUUUGUGGUUUGGGAAUGGAUAGAAAGGUUAUCAAUCGUUCAGAAGAGAGAACAGGCUCAAAGUAUCCUAGGAAGAGCAAUAUAUGAAGAUGAACAACAGAAUUAUACUUUUGCUAAAUAUACUUUAAAAGUUCAAGAUGCACUUACCAGGAAAGAAACUGUUUCCUCAUUGGGUUCUGAUAGCAUGACAAAAUCUUCAAACGUUAAUGAUUAUCCCAGAAGUGAUAAGAGUGGCGAAAGCUAUAUGAAUAAAUUAUUUCACACGGCGGCAAAGACUAUACAUAUUCAAACAGCAUCAACAUCGGAACUGGAAGAUGAAGAUGAAGAUGAGGGAAACAAUCCUUUAACAUUGUUACCUGACGAUGCUCGUGAUAUUCAAAGUAUUAACCAAGUUCACUUCAAUACAGAGAGAAGUUAUAGGGAUAUUGCACAUGCAACUUUUGAUAAUACAGUUAACAAUGUUGUGUAUUUCUCAGAUAAGAUUGGUAAAACAAUAGGUUCAUAUUCACUUCAUACUAGUUCCAAGAGUUCCUCGAAUUCAAAGAACGAAAAAAAUGAAGUCAAGAGAAGAAUUGGAUUGGAUAUGACAAGUAAAGUUUAUGUUUAUUCAACCAAGGAUGUCGAAUUUGAUUCUGAUCUCGAGAAUGAUGAAGAAACUUAG
Messenger RNA from Maudiozyma barnettii, 1650 nucleotides. It is a transcript of the gene RIM21, whose product is annotated as Rim21p. Gene Ontology annotation, biological process: cellular response to pH. The coding region runs from base 1 to 1650 and encodes 549 amino acids. Gene Ontology annotation, cellular component: plasma membrane. The record is from RefSeq and is a predicted model, not a curated record. NCBI's taxonomy places the organism in Eukaryota, Fungi, Ascomycota, Saccharomycetes, Saccharomycetales, Saccharomycetaceae. The transcript has a single exon.